Molecule: messenger RNA, 825 nt
Organism: Lactuca saligna
Lineage: Eukaryota; Viridiplantae; Streptophyta; Magnoliopsida; Asterales; Asteraceae
Source: the annotation of a GenBank genome assembly
AUGGGAGCUCAGUGGUCUAAACAAAUGGAACGCCGGAAAUUGAUCGCCGACGAGAAGAAAACUUUACAAGAUCUCAACGAGAGCUCAGGUUGCGUCUUUCCCGGCUGCGAUCACCGCCCAGCCGACCGGAAAAACUGGAUUUCCGGCCUCAACCCGGAGAAAGUUCACAUUAACAAGAUUGUUUGGCCAGGAACCCAUGAUUCCGGCACCCAUAAGAUCGGAAUCAAGAUGGUUUCUCGACCAUUCGCUCAGUGUCAAUCUUUAUCCAUUUACCAACAACUCGUACUAGGAACACGUCUUCUCGACAUUCGAGUCAACGAGAAUCAGAAAGUCUGUCAUGGAAUCCUCGCAACAUUCGCUAUUGACGUUGUUAUCAACGACGUGAAGAAGUUUCUAUCAGAAACUGAAUCUGAGAUCAUAAUUCUUGAGAUCCGAACUGAAUUCGGUCAUAAUGAUCCACCGGAAUUCGAGAAACAUUUGGAGGAGCAACUUGGUGAAUAUUUAAUCCAUCAAGAUGAUCAUGUUUUCCAAAAAACAGUAGCGGAGAUUCUACCCAAAAGAAUUAUAUGCGUUUGGAAGCCUCAAAAAUCCGACCCACCGAAAGCGGGUAGCCCGUUUUGGAGUUCGGGUUAUUUGAAAGAUAAUUGGAUCGACACUGAUUUACCUGCGACGAAAUUCGAGAGUAAUCUGAAGUACUUGGGUCAACAACAACCGGUGACUUCCCGGAAAUACUUUUACAGGGUGGAGAAUACGGUGACACCACAAGCUGAUAACCCGGUUUUGUGUGUGAAACCGGUUACGAAACGGAUCCAUGGAUUUCAUUGA